AUGGUAUCUCCUGAUGAGGGGUUCAGCUCCGACGAAGAAAUCGAUGCGCCUGCAAAACCUCUUACUAAAAAGGAAAAGCAGGAACUGGAGCGACGUCGUUUGAAGAACAAGAAGAAGAAGCUGUCAAAACGACGGCGUGGGGCAGCGGAAGAUAACGAAGCGGCCAAUGAUGGUGCUGCUCUCAGUUCGGAAGAGAAGCAGGAACCAGAUGCGGAGGCACUAAAUGAAGGAGAAGUAAACGGACCUAAGACACUGGCAGAGACUCUCGAGGUGGAGAUAGACUAUGUUGGGGAGGCACCAAAGUUGGACGAGAAUGAUCCCAAUUAUCAGUACUUCAAUGCAAUUUUCAAUGCUUUCAAGGUAGAGACGUAUAAUGUUACUUUGAUAUUCAAUUGUUGUGCGACUAUUCCUUUAAUGCUCAAGAAAUUGUAUUAUUCUAUCAAGAUUGAACCAAAUCCUGAUGGUGUCGAGGGUGAAGAUGGAGCUGUUUCUUCUGGGAAAGACCACAAAAAAGAUGAGGAGAGCAAUCGUGCUUCUAUAUCGGAGAGGAUUUUACAAGAAGAAAUCAACGAUAGAUUGAAUGAUCCUAAUGAUCCUGAGAAAAUGUCUAGAAGAAAGCUGCGUUUGGCAAUGCAGCCUAGCAUUGCGAAACUGAAGGAGUCUACACGUCGUCCUGAUGUCGUUGAAUGGGCAGACGUUACUUCAAGAGAUCCGUUCAUACUUGUGGCGUUGAAGUCUUAUCGAAAUACCGUACCGGUUCCCCGACAUUGGAACGCCAAACGAAAAUACCUUUCUGGAAAACGUGGAUUUGAGCGUCCUCCUUUCGAACUUCCUGACUUCAUCAAACGUACCGGUAUCCAGGAUAUGCGCGAGGCUUUAUGGGAGAAGGAAGAGAAUCAGAAUCUCAAGUCGAAGAUGCGAGAGCGCGCUCGUCCGAAGUUAGGGAAAAUUGACAUUGAUUACCAGAAGUUACAUGAUGCCUUCUUCAAAUGGCAAACAAAACCGCCAAUGACUUCAAUGGGGGAACUUUAUUAUGAAGGAAAGGAGGUGGAGACAUUGAUGAAGGACAAAAAGCCUGGAAAUCUUUCUGAUGAGCUCAGAAUCGCUCUUGGAAUGCCAGUCGGACCGAACGCUCACAAAUUUCCUCCGCCAUGGCUUAUUGCGAUGCAACGUUAUGGUCCACCUCCGAGUUAUCCAAACAUUCGUAUUGCUGGAUUGAAUGCUCCCAUUCCUGAAGGAUGUGCAUUUGGAUAUCAUGCGGGAGGAUGGGGAAAACCGCCAGUCGAUGAUUACGGCAAGCCAUUGUAUGGUGAUGUCUUCGGACAAGAGCCCGCAAGUCAAGUAGAGCCCGAAGAUGAAACACGCAUCGAACGUCGAUAUUGGGGAGAAAUUGGCUCAGACGAUGAUUCCGACGAAGAAAGUGAGGCCGAAGAAGAAGAAGAUGCUGAUAUAGAUGGUAUCGCGACACCCAUGACCGAAGGAAUGGCAACUCCGAGUGGCAUCACGACGGGUGUCACGGGAUUGGAAACGCCAGACACUAUCGAGUUGCGAAAAGGAAGACGUGUUGAUGAGAGUUUGGCUGGAGCAGACACUCCUGCAGCGGCUUAUCACAUAAUUCCUGAAAAGCGGGUUGACCGUGUUGGAGGCCAAAUGAUGGCGUCAACACAUGUCUAUGACUUAUCGAAGAAAGUUGGUGUUUCUGAUGGCGGUGUAGAGGUGUCCCUCGACCCUGAUGCAAUCGAUUUAGAUCAGGGAAAGCUGCAGGAGAAAUAUGACGAGCAACUAAGGAAGCAGACCAGAGGUGACGACCGCGAAGACUUGUCGGAUAUGGUUGCGGAACAUGCGGCUGGGCAGAAUAAAGAGAAAAGCCCAGGAACAGAAGAAGCAAACGCACCAGAGUAA
Molecule: messenger RNA, 1902 nt
Organism: Haemonchus placei
Lineage: Eukaryota; Metazoa; Nematoda; Chromadorea; Rhabditida; Trichostrongylidae
Source: the annotation of a GenBank genome assembly